AUGCAUCCAAUUGCUACCUUUGCAACUAAUCUACAAGAUUAUAAUAGUUAUUCAGCUGCUUAUUAUCAAACAUGGUCAGCAUUAACAGAUACAUUACCAUUAAAUGUUCAUUUAUUAACAUUAGAUCAAUUAGGACCUAAAGAUUAUCUUAUUCGUGUUGAGAAUUACUUUGAAUUAUUUGAAGACGAUACAUAUUCACAACCAGUUACAUUUGAUUUACAAUCAAUAUUCAAGUCCAUAGGAUUAAUUACUAAUACAGUUGAACUAACACUUAGUGCUAAUUUACCAUUAUCUGAUAUGCGACGACUUGAUUGGCUAACUGAUACUAAGGAAUCAUCUCACGUGAAUGUUACUGAAGAGAAAUCAUUGAAAGAUACAAAUACUAGACUUACACCAAUGCAAAUUCGAACAUUUCAUGUGACAGUGGCAUAG
Molecule: messenger RNA, 432 nt
Organism: Rotaria sordida
Lineage: Eukaryota; Metazoa; Rotifera; Eurotatoria; Philodinida; Philodinidae
Source: the annotation of a GenBank genome assembly